AUGUCUGAAAACACUUACUUUGAGAAGCACAGAGAUCUCUUGAUCCAAGAAAUUGGGAUAUCAAUGGAAUCAGUGAUUUACCAUUUGGAUACAUUGAACCGUUCGUUGACGAGUCUGAUCUCCGUUGGUAAAGAGUUUGAUGAUGUAGCGAGACUCUGGUCCCACUUUUAUGAUGGUGCCAGGCAACUCAAAGAGAGAAAGUCCAAUAAUGGAACCGACCUGCAGGAUGUUGAUUCAGAGAAGGGAGAAGAUGAAGGAGAGGUGAGAGAAGAUGAUGAGCUAUAUGAAAGUGCAGAAGAUAUACGCUAG
Dujonia railenensis is the source of this 309-nucleotide messenger RNA. Lineage: Eukaryota; Fungi; Ascomycota; Pichiomycetes; Serinales; Debaryomycetaceae. The record is from the annotation of a GenBank genome assembly.